AAAUCAUUGUGAAUGGUUAGAGAAAACUGCGAACAAAACAAAACAACGUGAACACAUGCUUGCAACAGGCCGUCUUCAAAUAAGCAAGUAAUUUACCACGCUAGCAUGGAUAUCUCUUUAAAUAUAGCAACUGGACCACCAAACGCUCGAAAUAAAUCUGUUCCUGUAAAAAAGAAGAGUUCUGCCGGCGCAACGUCUCGCAGUGAUGGUGGCUUCACGUUUUCAUUUGGUGGAGCGGAGCAUAAAGUAAAAGCAAUUGUAGCACGCAAGCGGCCAGUUAAAAAAACACCAACCACUGAUGAAAGCAGCAAACCUACGCAAAAAUCGUUGGUACAACUUUCCGAAACUAAAAACUUAGAAAAGAAAAAUGUUACUAAAAAUACAAAUCUUGCUGAAUCAACAAAUGCAAUUAAGCCAGCUAGUAAAACAACUGAGAGCCACAAGUCAUCAACAAAUUCCAUAGACAAUGGACUCAUACUUAAUAUUGCCACGAACACCGCACCAAUUGCGCGUCCUCAACCAAAGCAAAAACUUAGUCAAGCUGAGCGUUUGCGAAACAUGGCCAAACAGAAAAGUGAACAGACUAAAAACAAUUUUGCAAAGAAACCAUUUGAUAAAAAUGCCAAAAAAUCAACGAACCAACGCAAUAAUUUUAAGCAGAAACCGCCACAAAACGAGGAAAGUAGUGCAAGCACAGAAGAAAAUGGUGUAAAUGUAGCAGCACGUAAAGCGAAUGCAUUCCGCGUAGUGCGCCCUGAAGAUAAAACUGUUAAAAAAGUCGGACUCUUUGCCAAUAGCCCUAAUACACCUGUUAUGGGUCAACGUUUUGUCAAACCAAUAGCGGAACGUCUUUUCGAUGGUACAAAAAUCGAAUCACUCGAUAUUCAUCCACAUGCUGUGAAGAAUUUAGCAGACAUGCUGAGUAUUGUUGAACUAACGACUGUGCAGAAGAAAACCAUUCCACUGGCGCUUGAAGGCAAAGACUUGCUGGUACGUUCGCAGACUGGUUCCGGUAAAACAUUGGCAUACGCUUUGCCUGUGGUCGAAAAGCUGCAAGCGGUGCGUCCAAAGAUUACACGUGACUCCGGUGUGCUGGCUGUAGUCAUUGUGCCCACACGCGAAUUGGCCGUGCAAACUUAUGAACUUUUUCAAAAAUUGGUUAAACCAUUUACCUGGAUCGUACCCGGUGUACUGAUGGGUGGCGAACGUCGCAAGGCAGAGAAAGCGCGUAUACGCAAAGGCAUCAAUAUAUUAGUUGGCACGCCUGGCCGUGUGCUCGAUCACUUGUUACACACAGAGACAUUCAAAGUACACAAAACGAAAUUUUUAGUGCUAGACGAGGCAGAUCGUCUAUUGGAAAUGGGUUAUGAGCGUGAUGUUAAACAAAUUGUGGAAGCAAUCGAUGCACAACGCUCGAAACCAGCAGAAGAUGGUACGAUAAACGAAGAGCGUUUACAACGUUUGUUAUUAUCGGCAACGCUCACCGCAAAUGUGCAACGACUUGCUGGACUCACACUGAAAGAACCAAUUUUCGUUGACAAUAGCGAUGAAGACCCAUCGAGCCUACCUAAAACGAAUGGUUAUACUAAAAAUGACAUUGAAGCAUUAACCGCGGAAGUUGUAGAUGAGGAAGAAGAAGAAAAGGGUAUUAUGACAAUACCAGAUAAUUUGAAAUUGCAUUUUGUAGUUGUGCCACCAAAGUUGCGCUUGGUUACAUUGUGCGGCAUUUUAGCGCAUGAGUUCAGCGAUAAACAACGCUUGAAAGCUAUCGUCUUUAUGAGCACAAUGGAGAUGGUAAACUUCCAUCAUGAUUUACUGAAUGAAUUGUUGACACAAAAAGUGCUCGAUGAAGAUGAUGAGGAGGUGAUCAAGGAGAAGGACGAAAGUGAAGAUGACGAUGAAACGCCAUUACUUAAAGGCUUACGGUUUUUCAAAUUGCACGGCUCAAUGACACAAACAGAACGCCAAGGUGUGUUCAAUGGUUUUCGCGAAUGCAAAUCUGGUGUGCUACUCACAACGGAUGUGGCAGGCCGUGGCAUUGAUGUGCCGGCAGUUGAUCUGGUUGUACAGUAUUCACCACCACAAAAGAUUUCCGAUUUCGUGCAUCGUGUAGGACGCACAGCACGUGCCGGUCAGAGCGGUAAAGCGCUUUUGCUACUCACACCUUCUGAAUCACAAUUUGUACGCUUUCUGGAGGAUCAGCGCAUAAGAAUAUCACAAGUUGAUAUGGAUAAUUAUUUGAAAACACUCAAUGAGAAUGACGAUGAAGCGAACACAAUACAAGAAGCCGCGUCAAAUCUGCAACAUAAAUGUCAAGAACUCAUUGCGGACGACAAAGAAAUGCAUAAUAAAGCGUGUAAAGCUUUCGUAUCGUGGACGAAGUUCUAUUCCACCUUCCCAAAGGAACUUAAACCGAUAUUUAAUAUCAAAAACGCGCACAUGGGCCAUUUUGCGAAGAGCUUUGCUCUGAAGGAUCAACCAAAAACGUUUACCAAGAAGCAUUCGGAACCAAAACCGCCACCGCCUACAAAUCGCUUGACGUACACAGAGAGGGAUCCCGAAAAAAUCAAACAGGAAAAACGUGCCAAAAAGCGUAUGUUCUCUACCACUGUGACCAACGAAGUACGCAACCCCAAUCGGCAGCAAGUCAAUAAGCUAGUGAAAAUGAUGCCAGCUUCGCGAGCACUCACCACAUCAGAAUUUGAUAGUGGUUUGCCGUCGCUUAAGAAGCGGAAGAAGGCUUAACACCACUGUUUUGGAUUCUUAUGUGUUCUAAAAGUUUUUUUAUGUUUUUAAAUCAGUGCUAAUAUGUGUAAUAUUUGUCAACGCCUGUUACCAAAUCGAAAAUUUUGGUAUCCAAAGAAGUGAAAAUGUACAAUAAAAAUUGUUAUACAACUGAAAGGAUGUUUCAUUUCAUUUUCAUAACCAACCGAUUCAAACAGCAUUACUCUCAACACUCAUUUCCUUCUCUUUUGUUCCGACCCCGUCGAAACAGCUGGAUGGAUUUUUCAUUAGCUGACUUCGAUGACAAUUGAUUCAUACUUGCCAGUUCAAGCAAGGCUAGAUAGCCGUUAUAACAACUGCCGGUUCUGGGAGACCGGAAUUAUGUGAAAGGGUUCAUACUCGAUUACGCGAUUUCCGUUAUCAUUCUUCAUCUCCCCUAAUAGCGAAAAUUUCGGAAACCUUAUGUUUGUUUGUUUUUUAAUCUGAACGAUAGUCACAAUUGUAAGGGGUCGGGAAAAAAUAUAAAUGAGAGAAUUGAGAAUCAACUCAACUCUCUGUUGAUCACAAAUUCCAAUUCUCUAGUGUGCACUAUUAUUCCUACAAUUUUUCUCUGGCCCAAGACUCAAACGCUUUGACCUCAACACGCUGGUUCGGGUUUAUCAUUAAAAAAUUUUCACUGCCAAAUCUUCAUCGGCCUAAAUUUUUCCGCGAGGAAGAGAGAGAUAACAACAGAGAGAUGUUUAUUAUUUGGGGUUCUACACUUGUCGGUUCAGGAGCGGAUGUAUUUACAGAAGUUAAAUUUGAUAUUACAACGACCAAGCGCUUCGGACGGCACCAACCUUGGCAAUUAACGCCUUACUGCAUAUAGCACCAUGGACAUAGCUGGAAGGUGCAUGGCCGCGAAAGCUGCUAUCAGAUUUAGGGAAUCCGGGUUUGUAGAUGAGUUCGUGACUGGACACUCAAGAAUCCUCGAGCACUUCGACUUCAUCCCGAGUUUAUUGGGUCACCUUAUGCUGCCGAGAAUAGCCCUGGCAAUAACUUCUCUGCUCUUAUUUCUUGAAGGGACGUUUGGGUAGGAAGGAGUCGCUGGAGGAGAGGCGCGAUGAGUUUCUUCACGGAUAGGCCGAAGUUGGUGGGAAAGGUAGGUGGGGGAGUUUACUGUCGCGGAUAUAUUGCUUCGAAGCGCAGCAACCUUUGCUAGCCUCGAGUUCGCUUGACUUUGCGCUCAAGGUUGGUUAAGGAAUGCUUAUCUUCACUAUCAUUGACAUCUUUAUAUUUUUCGAUUAGAUUAAUCUGGGUUCCUGGCUACAGUGGAAUCGCGGGAAAUUGUAAGGCUAAUGAGCUAGCAAGGUCAGGAACGUCAGUAUCACUAUUAGUAGCAUGGAAACAUGUGGGAGCACUCUGAAAAUUUGAAGUAGGUUCAGGGCUUUGUCGACUCCUAAUUGCUAAUAUAUUCCUAUUCACACUUCUUAAGUAUGUCUUAUUCCAUUCCACAGAAAUGCUAUUAUUACCUACUGAAUCAGCGGGUAGAUUGCUCAGCAGCAAAAAGAGUAAUUGGAUUGCAAAGACAGCAUGUGGCUAAUUGUCACAUUGCGAUGAGCAACACGACGCACACAGAUAAUAACAGCGUAUAAACUUUAUCACUGACAGUGCUUCCUCGAAUCAUUUCAGGGCAGCGACGGCUAUUCAAGGUCUCGUCAGUUUUACGAGUGCGGCUUAAGCAACAAUGCAAAGCCAAAAGAGCAUACACACCCAGGCACUGAAACAAAAAAUGCGACUGCAACAUUUGCUGCCUGCCGUCGUUGCUGCUGUUCUGCACGCGGAGAGCUUACACUCACAUUUGCUGAGAUGAAUGCCCGUGAUGGUUGUUCAUAAACUUUUAACUUGUUUAGAAACUUAUUAAGAGACUUUAGUGUUGCUUCUAGCGCAAGCACACUUGUAAGCUAUGUAAGUAAGCAGCUAUGUAAUACACUCAUUUCAGCCAC
Zeugodacus cucurbitae (melon fly) is the source of this 4709-nucleotide messenger RNA. Its product is annotated as probable ATP-dependent RNA helicase CG8611. Gene Ontology annotation, molecular function: nucleic acid binding; ATP binding. The record is from RefSeq and is a predicted model, not a curated record. Gene Ontology annotation, biological process: ribosome biogenesis. Gene Ontology annotation, cellular component: nucleus. The transcript is spliced from 8 exons. The coding region runs from base 106 to 2745 and encodes 879 amino acids. Lineage: Eukaryota; Metazoa; Arthropoda; Insecta; Diptera; Tephritidae.